CCCUUCCCUCCCUCCCCUCUGGGCUGGGUCUGAAAGCUGGGGCGCCGGAUCCCCUCCGCAGCCGGGACGCGCGGAACUCGAGGCAGGAGUCGGCUUUCCCGAGCCUCCUCCCUCCCUUCCCCUUCCCUGUCCCCUUCCCCCAUCCCCCGACUCGGGCUUGGAGCGGCGGCCAGAGGAACCCCGAGCCUUGUCCCAGGCUUCUGAGCUGGAGGAUGGAAAACUCCUCAGCGGCCUCGGCCUCCUCCGAGGCUGGGAGCAGCCGCUCCCAGGAGAUCGAGGAGCUGGAGCGCUUCAUUGACAGCUAUGUGCUCGAGUACCAGGUGCAGGGGCUGCUGGCUGACAAGACAGAGGGGGACGGCGAGAGUGAGAAGACACAGUCGCACGUCUCCCAGGAGGAAGUGCUCAAUGGUGGACCAGCCCUGAGAGGCUUAACAGAAGAAUGGACAGCGGACUGCAGCAAGCAGCUGGACAGCGGCUGCUCCUUCUCCCGAGGCCGAGCCCCCCCACAGCAGAACGGCAGCAAAGACCAUUCUCUGGACAUGCUGGGCACAGACAUUUGGGCUGCCAACACCUUUGACUCCUUCAGUGGUGCCACCUGGGAUCUGCAGCCUGAAAAGCUGGACUUCAGCCAGUUCCACCGGAAGCUCCGACACAUGCCCAAGCAGCCCCUGCCACACAUCGACCGUGAAGGGUGUGGAAAAGGGAAGCUGGAAGAUGGGGAAGGGAUCAACCUGAAUGACAUCGAGAAGGUCCUCCCUGCCUGGCAGGGUUACCACCCGAUGCCCCAUGAAGCAGAGAUCGCGCACACGAAGAAGCUGUUCCGAAGGAGGAGAAAUGACCGGAGACGGCAGCAGAGACCCCCAGGAGGAAACAAGCCCCAACAGCACGGUGACCACCAGCCAGGCAGUGCCAAACACAGCAGAGACCACCAGAAAUCCUACCAGGGGGGCUCAGCACCCCACCCCUCAGGGAGGCCCACCCACCACGGCUACAGCCAGAACCGGCGCUGGCACCACGGCAACACGAAGCCCCCGCCCGGUGACAAGGGGGAGGCAGGCGCCCACCGCAAUGCCAAAGAGACCGUGGCCACUGAGAGCCCCAAACUUGAGGAUGCCCCAGGGGAUGCCGGGCACAGCAGCCUCGAGACCCCCUGCAGCCCCCACUCCCCAGCCCCAGCGGCUUCCGAGAGGCUCCCCCCACUGCAGCCAGGGGGUCCGGAGGCCGAGACAAAGCGUAAAGACAGUAUUGUCCCCGAGCGCGUCGGGGAGCGGCCCAAAAUUACCCUGCUCCAGUCUUCCAAAGACAGACUGCGGCGAAGGCUGAAAGAAAAGGUACCGGACGACGUGGCGGUGGAGACGCCCAGCCCACAGCAAAACAAGAUGGACAAGCUGAUCGAGAUCCUGAACAGCAUGAGGAACAACAGCAGCGACGUGGACGCCAAGCUCGGCACCUUCAUGGAGGAGGCCCAGAGCUCCACCAACUCCGAGGAGAUGCUGGGGGAGAUCGUGAGGACCAUCUACCAGAAGGCCGUGUCAGACCGCAGCUUCGCCUUCACGGCUGCCAAGCUCUGCGACAAGAUGGCGCUGUUCAUGGUGGAGGGGACCAAGUUCCGGAGCCUGCUGCUCAACAUGCUGCAGAAGGACUUCACGGCACGGGUGGAGCUGCAGCGGCAGGACGUGGAGCGCUGGCUGGGCUUCAUCACGUUCCUGUGCGAGGUCUUCGGCACCAUGCGCAGCAGCACCGGCGAGCCCUUCCGCGUGCUCGUGUGCCCCAUCUACACCUGCCUCAGGGAGCUCUUGCAAUCUCAGGAUGUGAAGGAAGAUGCUGUCCUUUGCUGUUCUAUGGAGCUACAGAGCACAGGCCGGCUGCUGGAGGAGCAGCUGCCUGAGAUGAUGACGGAGCUCCUAGCCAGUGCCCGCGACAAGAUGCUGUGCCCCUCGGAGUCGAUGCUGACCCGGUCGCUGCUCCUGGAGGUCAUCGAGCUCCACGCCAACAGCUGGAACCCACUGACGCCCCCCAUCACGCAGUACUACAACAGAACCAUCCAGAAACUGACAGCCUGACAGCCAGGGGGACUGGCAGGCAUCCCGCGGGCAGCUGGGGCCCUGGUGCACAGGGCCAGAUGGACAGGCGGGAGGACAGGGGUGGUCCUGGUGGGAGAAAGAAGUGGGGAGGACGGCAGGCAGAAUCGGCAGCCAGUCUGCAGCCAGGCAGGGGAAAGGACGAAACCCCUAAGAGGAGCCCCCCACCCACCCAAAUCCGAGCCCAGCCCCCAGCCCCGAGCAUGCGUCUGCUCACACCAAUAGGAAAGCAUGCUCCUUUCCAUGGUGGUCCCGGCUCUGGCCCAUCCUCACUCCUGCUUCCCCCACUCUCCCUCCCACAAAACGCGCCCUCCGCAGGGGCUUUGUGUAAGGGGUUGCAGCUCCCUGACUCCUCAGAGGCCGUGGCAGCCUCUCACGCUGGGGCUCCGCUUGGGUCCGAGAGGACCUCAGAAGGCUGGAAAGUGGGUCGGAGACGGGCUCGCAUUGUUCCCGCGUUCUGUCGGCCGCCGUCGCCAACUGGCAGGAGGCGACGUGCAGCAGAUGUUUGGGGACGACAAAGGCAGGCACGGUCCCCACCAGCCGCCCGUAAUUGACGGUCUUUGUCAGCCACAGUCGAGCUGGGGGCGAGCUGGGGGCGAGUCGUGUCGCCGGUAGCCUUCACGCUCCACCCUCCCGGCUUCUCUCCCUCCUCUCCUCGGCCCCUCCCCCAGCCUCGGGCCUAGGGGGUCGGGAGCAGGGAGGGGAGAGGGAGUUUGCAGUUAUAUUUGCACUCUUUUGUUUUAUUGUGUUUUGUUUUUCAAAAGUUGGUUGCUUUGAAGUCUUUUCUCAAUGAAAAGAGCCCGUGAUGUGAGUAAGGCGAGGACCCCCUGAUUAGUGGGAGAUCAAACCCGGGCCCCCUCUGGGAGGAAUCUAGCCACAGACGGCGUGCCAGUAGCCAAUUAGGGUAAUUGGAAACUUCUGCCCUGGCGGGGGUCCCCGCUGGGUUCUUGUGUUCCCCAGCCACUGGCCUGCAGCGCCUCAGCUCUCUCGUUUUAGUCUCUCUCUCUCUCAAAGGGCUGAUACUGUCACCACUGGAGCUGCAUUAAACCCUGUCCUGGCCCCAGGGUCUGGUGGCAAACAGGGCCCAGAAUGAGGCUGGAACAUUAAAACCAAAAUGCCAGGUGAUCCUUCCCAGCUCCCCACGUAGGCCUCCCUGGCCCCAAGCACUUACUGGGGAGAAGAGGGGCCGGGGCAGCCUGGCUCCCCGGGAUUCGCGGUUUAGCUGCAUGGGCCUUGUCAGCUGCCCUGGCUGCACGCGGGCCGGGUGCUCUGGCGUGGGCUCUGGGGACUGUGGGCCUAUGUUGUUGGGGAGGGAGUGAAUUCGUGGCGUCACGAUGGGGACAUUUGUAGCUAGCUAGAUAGACAGGGUCAUCAGACGGAACUUCCCGGGCUGGAAACGAGGCUGGGAUGUCUUAGAAGGACAUGUCCUGGGGAGCAGCCCUCUUCUGCAGGUGAGAGGGGAAGACACAGUUCGGGUUCCGGGAGGCUGGCUUUGGGAUCGUUACUAGUGUCCACACAGCUCCAUCUCUAGGGUCUGGAGCUCACAUUCUGAAAAGGACCCAGAAAAUGGCAUCAGAGCCCAUCUGCUUCCUCAUUUGUGGCCAGUUACUCUGCAGGUCAUCUUGGAGGCCCCUCCUGGAGAUGACGGAUGGGGAGGCCCCCCUUUAUGGAUUCUGAGUCUAGGAGAGCAGGCAAGGUGGGGUGGGCAGAAGGCUCCCAGUGCUCGCUGGCUUUCCCACUAGCCAUAUCCCGGGGCUGCCCGUCCCCAGAAAGAGCCUGUUGGGGACAUGGUCUGGGAGGCAAAGGUUUACCUGAAACAGGGAUCAGCAGCCUCUGCCAAGAAGCCCGUGCUGCCCCCGGCCCUGGCCUCCGCCCUCCCUGGCUCUCCUGAGCCUCCCUCCCUGCCUUCCCUCCUCUGCCCGCACCUGGGGCCCAGGAUCCCAGCGGCCCCACAGGAGGCCGUGAGGGAAGAGUAGGGAUGCUGUGGGGAUGCUCAGAGAGGGACACCAGGGAAAUCAAGCUCCUGCGUGCUCCGCCAGCCCAGCCCACAGCAGCCGCUCACUUGCAGCCUCAGCGAGCCGGGCCUGAGCCUGGGCCUGGGGCCGGCUUCCCUCCCUGGUGGUGUGUGCAUGCGUGUGUGCCUCGGUGCGUGCCUGCAUCUGCUGGGAAAGAAGCAGGCCCCAGGAAGAAGGGAGAGGCCCAGGAGCAGGGGCUCCGAUCAAAGAGGAGGCAAGGGAGCAGGGUCUCCCAGACCCAUUUUGGGACUCAGAGAAGGGAUUGGGGGGGCUCCAGAUCACUGUGUGCGGACGGGUCCGGUGUUCCCUGGAGAAGCGAGGCGGGUCUCAGAGCAGCACGUGGAACCCAGGGUCCCCUCCUAACGGCCCCCCUCCUUGACUGUUAGAACUAGAGUGUGGAAGAAGCAAGAUAUAAAUAUGUACACAUAUAUAAAUAUAUUUUUAAUUACGUGUCGUGUCAA
Messenger RNA from Choloepus didactylus (southern two-toed sloth), 4557 nucleotides. It is a transcript of the gene CTIF, whose product is annotated as cap binding complex dependent translation initiation factor. The transcript is spliced from 13 exons. Bases 213 to 2063 code for a protein of 616 amino acids. Gene Ontology annotation, molecular function: RNA binding; protein binding; translation activator activity. Gene Ontology annotation, biological process: regulation of translational initiation. NCBI's taxonomy places the organism in Eukaryota, Metazoa, Chordata, Mammalia, Pilosa, Megalonychidae. The record is from RefSeq and is a predicted model, not a curated record. Gene Ontology annotation, cellular component: cytosol.